AAUCCACAGCUUGUACUCAAAAUGGCUGGAGAACAAAUAAGAUCUGUUAUUGUUGUUGCUUUCCUUCUCUUUUUGUGCCUCAACAAUAUGAUCUCUGAAACUGAUGCACAAUAUCCACUGAGGGGACUGAAGAUGGGAGGAAUGAAGGGUUCAUCAUAUGGCAGAUUGUCUUUUGAGAACAUCAAGGAGUCUGGGCCAAGCCCUCUUGGUCCGGGACACAAACGUAGAAGCGCACCGCAUGAGGAUGGUCGUCAAGACCCUGGUCCGAGCCGGGAAGUGGGACUUGGACAGGAUGAAUUAAACGGCAGGCAUCACUAGUGUACCCUCAAGAUUCUCCAUCACUUCUUCCUUUGUUUAUUUUGUGAUAUAUAAUUUGUCAUGAAUCACCCAACUCAAGGUGAUGAUAAUAAAACUCCCCACCCCAA
This is a messenger RNA of Rubroshorea leprosula, 425 nucleotides long. The record is from the annotation of a GenBank genome assembly. NCBI's taxonomy places the organism in Eukaryota, Viridiplantae, Streptophyta, Magnoliopsida, Malvales, Dipterocarpaceae.